AUGUCACCACUACCUCACUGCCAGCAACACCAUUCACUUUACCAACUACACAAACCUAGUCGAAUAAAUCUAACCGCAACGAGAUUCAUUUCUUCCUACUUCAAAGGAGUUCGAAACUACUUUGGAUUCAACUUAUCAGAGGAGAGCGAGGAGAGAGAUCUGGUUGAUGAAGUGAUACCGUAUGUCCAGUACCCACUCAUCACCAAGGAACAAAUGAAGAAGUUAGCACAAGACAAGUUUAAGUUUGAAUUUGGCUACGCGUCUUUUGGUUUCCAUUCGGACUCAAUUGUGCCAUCUAUAAAUUCGCUUAGUGAUUUGACCGAUCCUACACAGUUGAACUCGCUUCUUCCGAGAAGAAGACCAGCAGGGUCACCCAGUGACACAUUGAGCAUUAAGGCAGGGGACGAUACCAUGCUCGUUUCCCCAUCAGUUCUAGCUAUUGCCGAUGGGGUCAGUGGUUGGGAGAGUUCGGGAGAGUUGGCAAACUCAGGCGUAUGGUCACGUUCAAUAGUAGAAACUUUUAGUCGAUUAAUGACCGAGUACAAGAUUAGCCACACGCCGCAUCAUUUGAAACGACGCGACAUUCAAGAGAUUUUAGACGACUCGUUUUUGCACACAUCGCAUUUGAUGGAUUUGCAAAAGUUGAGCGGCUCAUCAACUUUGGUGUUGGGAAUGUUGAGUGGUGAUAUUUUGUUAAUGAUUAGUAUCGGAGAUUCAAAGCUAUUCAUCAUUAGAGAUGGACAGAUUCUUCUUACAAAUAAAGAGGAGUCGGGUGAUGGUUUUUGCCCUACACAAAUAGGAACCAACACCAUGUCCACAUUGCCUUCUGACUUUGCCUGGAUUGAUCUGAUCAAGUUGAAAGAAGGAGACUACAUUGUCAUGUGUUCAGAUGGAAUCACUGAUAACUUAUACGAAAGUGAAAUCAUAAACUACUUGGACGAGUUUGUAAAUAUGAAAAAAAACAAUGUGAAAACAAUUGCCAACAAGUUGUUAAUCAAGGCGAAAGAGGUGGCAUUUGACGACUAUGCCUACACUCCAUACAAUGAAAAGGUUAAUCAAACAUUAAACAAAAACUCGACUAGAAAGUCGAAUAGUGUUGGAGGAAAAGUUGACGACAUGUCGAUAGUUGUUGCAAAAGUCACAAAGAAUAGUAAACAAAAGUAA
Lodderomyces margitis is the source of this 1164-nucleotide messenger RNA. RefSeq names its product Ptc8p (gene PTC8). The record is from RefSeq and is a predicted model, not a curated record. Lineage: Eukaryota; Fungi; Ascomycota; Pichiomycetes; Serinales; Debaryomycetaceae. The transcript has a single exon. The coding region runs from base 1 to 1164 and encodes 387 amino acids.